AUGCCUAAAAAGGUCAGAGCAUACACACAACGCUGUCCAAUGACCAGCGAAAUUUUAAAAAUCAGAGCAGCGAGGACUUGGCAGCACAGAGGACGCAAGAAACUAAGCUGGAGGGGGAGGGGGGGCGGGGAGAGAAGGCAGCCUUCACCACAGCAAAUAAGACUUUGCAGACCGGGCUUAAGACAUCUCGAUAGGAAACGGUCAGAUGAUUCAGAGAAACCAAUUCUCCCGGGCCAGGCGCUGCCGCCGCCCGCCCUUCUCCAGCAGCACCGGGGUCCCUCCGCCGCCCGGCUGUGUAGCCGACGCCCGCCUUCCCCGCGAAGCCCUGGCAGCGCAUGCGCAGCCCCCUUCACCCCGCGCCCCGCGAGCAGCGCACGCGCGGCCGCCGCGGCUGCACCUGGGAGGGGGAAGCGCGUGCCGAGCAGAGGUAAAACCGACCUAUCGCGCUCCUCUGCCGCGGUGCACUGUGGGCGGGUGGAGCGCUGCGGUGGCUGCGAUUGGAGGAGCGAGAGAGCGAGGGGCGGGGACGGCCCCGCCCACGCCCUCGCCCACGCCCUCCCUCAGCGACGGCGGGUGGGCUCCGCGCAGGGAGGAUGGGCCGGAUGCCGUUACCGUGGCCCCGGGGGCGGCCGGGGCCGGCCCCCGCGCCUGCUGUGCCUGCCGCCCGGGUGCUUGGCGCUGCUCCUGCCGCCGCCCGGUGCCGCCGAGUUCAGCCCCUCCUUGGACAGCGACUUCACCUUCACGCUUCCUGCCGGCCGCAAGGAAUGCUUCUACCAGCCCAUGCGCAAGGAGGCCUCGCUGGAGCUCGAGUACCAGGUUCUAGAUGGAGCAGGAUUAGAUGUUGAUUUUCAUCUACUGUCUCCAAAUGGUGAAACUCUAGUUUUUGAUGAAAGAAAAUCAGAUGGAGUUCAUACGGUGGAAACAGAAGAUGGGGAUUACAUGUUCUGCUUUGACAACACAUUCAGUACCAUUUCUGAAAAGGUGAUUUUCUUUGAACUGAUCCUGGACAAUAUGGGAGAAGAUGGACAAGAUCAGGAAGACUGGAAGAAGUAUGUUACAGGCACAGAUCUCCUAGAUAUGAAAUUGGAAGACAUUCUGGAAUCUAUCAACAGUGUGAAAGCCAGAUUAAGCAAAAGCGUCCAGAUUCAGACCCUGCUCAGAGCAUUUGAGGCUCGUGACCGAAACAUACAAGAAAGCAACUUUGACAGAGUGAAUUUCUGGUCCAUGGUCAACUUGGGAGUAAUGGUGGUGGUAUCAGCUGUUCAGGUUUACAUGUUGAAAAGUCUCUUUGAAGAUAAGAGGAAAAGUAGAACUUAAUAUUCAGUAUGAUCAUAACAAUAUUAACAGGUAUGGGGGGGGAGAGGGGGAGCAAUAAACUCCUACAGGAAAGGAAAAAAAAAAAA
Nipponia nippon (crested ibis) is the source of this 1403-nucleotide messenger RNA. It is a transcript of the gene TMED5, whose product is annotated as transmembrane p24 trafficking protein 5. NCBI's taxonomy places the organism in Eukaryota, Metazoa, Chordata, Aves, Pelecaniformes, Threskiornithidae. The record is from RefSeq and is a predicted model, not a curated record.